Messenger RNA from Octopus bimaculoides (California two-spot octopus), 3337 nucleotides. RefSeq lists its product as uncharacterized. Lineage: Eukaryota; Metazoa; Mollusca; Cephalopoda; Octopoda; Octopodidae. Gene Ontology annotation, cellular component: nucleus. Gene Ontology annotation, molecular function: DNA-binding transcription factor activity, RNA polymerase II-specific. Gene Ontology annotation, biological process: regulation of transcription by RNA polymerase II. The record is from RefSeq and is a predicted model, not a curated record.
UGUAUGUAUAUAGCAUAGCAGUUCAGCAAAAGGGACUGAUAGAAUGAGUACCAGACUUAAAAAGAGAAAGUACUUGGCUUGAUUCAAUUGACUAAAAAUUCUUGAAGGUCGUGCCCCAGGAUGGCUGCAGUCUAAUAACUUAGGCAAGUAAAAGAUAGAAGAUAUGUAUGUGUGUGUAUGUGUAGACUUAAAAGAUGAGUCCUGAGGUCAAUUUCUUCCACUAAAACUAUUUAAGGUGGUGCUGCAGCAUGGCCACAGUCAACUGAGUAAAAGAAUAACAGAAUUACUUAUGAUGGGAUAGUGUGAAUGGCAAAAAGUUAAAUAUCUUAAUUUUUGAGAGCAUUUCAUUGGGAGUCUAGGUCCUUGUAGGUAAAGGUGUAGAUAACCAGCAGCAGAGGACAUACUGGAGUUUCUGGCCAGGGUUCAAUACCAUCCUGAGCAAAGCCAAAUGGUUUUUCACUUACUUUUUGUUUCUACAUCUGCAAAAAUAUAAAAUUAUAUAAUAAUAAUAAAUGUAGGAGUGGCUGUAUGGUAAGAAUCUUGCUUCCGAACCUUUCUGGGUUGAGUCCCACUAUUUGGCAUCUUGGACAAGUCUUUUUCUGUAGGCUCAGACUGGCCAAAGACUUGUGAGUGGAUUUGGUAGACAGAAACUGAAAGAAGCCAGUUGUGUGUGUGUGUGCUGGGAAAGAUGAGAUAUUUAAAUCUACUUUUAUUAUUGAUUGGACGCAAUUAUAGAUUUAAGUAGCUCAUUUUUGACAGCAAUUAUUGGGGGGUAAAGGUGAGUGUAGAUGAGCCGGGUGAGGGGGACAUUCUGAAGUGUCCUGUCCUGGGUUCAAACCUGGUCAGGAUGGGGGAAGAAGGAAUAUCAGAUGACACUGGCACAAGAAUAUUUUACUUUGGAUAGUAUCAUCAAUGUUUAUCAUCAUUUAAAGACUAAGAGAAGAUGUUAUACAGAAAACAUACCACCUUGACUUUAUUAAAUCUCUUCCUAAAUAUUUCCUGUCAACUGAAAUAUUCAAAUUGUGUACAAGGUCUACAAAAGUAAUUUGCAUUCUAAUUAAACUUAAAUUUGCUGACAUUUUCAAAUAUCACCAAUGAGCAAAGUUGGUGAAAAUUUCAUAGGAGAAAAUAUAAAUAUUAAAGAAGUGGUGAGUGAAUAAUAAUUAUGGAAAAUGAACUAUGUGAGAUACCAGUAAAAGUUAAAACAGAGCCUGAAAGGAUUGAUUUUGCUUCUGAGAUGCUAAAAGAGACAGAAAAAACAUCAUACCACCGUGACAUAUGUGGUGAAUCAUUCUUUCAAACCAGUCACCUAACUACUCAUAGAAGUAUCCAUACACAAGAAAAGCCAUAUCACUGUGAUAUCUGUGGAUCGUCCUUCUCUCAGAGAAAUGCUUUAACUAUACAUAAACGCAUUCAUACAGGGGAGAAGCCAUAUCACUGUGAUAUCUGUGGUAAAUCAUUUUCUGAAACAGGAAACUUAACUACACACAAACGUAUUCAUACAGGAGAGAAGCCGUAUUGCUGUGAUAUCUGUGGUAAAUCAUUCUCUGUAACAGGUCACUUGACUAGACACAAAAUCAUUCAUACAGGAGAAAAACCUUAUCACUGUGAAGUCUGUGGAAAACCUUUUUCUCAACGUAUUCAUUUAAUUUUUCACAAAAGCAUUCAUACAGGAAUCAAGCCAUAUUGCUGUGAUUUCUGUAGUAAAUCAUUUUCUCGAAAUGAAGGCUUAACUAAACACAAGCAUAUUCAUAUUGGAGAGAAACCAUUUUCCUGUGAUAUAUGUGGUAAAUCAUUCUCUACAAGCAGUGACUUAAAUAAACACAAGUGCAUUCACACAGGCAAGAAACCCCAUCACUGUGUAAUCUGUGGUAAAUCAUUUUCUGGAAGUAGUGAGUUAACUACUCACAAACGUAUUCAUACAGGAGAGAAGCCAUAUCAUUGUGAUAUCUGUGGCAAAUCAUUCUCUGGAAGUAGUAAUUUAAAUAAACACCAAUAUAUUCAUACAGGAGAGAAGCCAUAUUCAUGUGCUAUCUGUGGUAAGCAAUUCUCUUAUAGUAAUGCAUUAGAUAUGCACAAAUGCAUUCAUACAGGAGAAAAACCAUAUCACUGUGAUAUCUGCGGUAAAUCAUUCACUUAUAGAAAUGCUCUAACUAUACACAAACAUAUUCAUACUGGAGGAAAACCUUAUUACUGUGAUAUCUGUGGCAAAUCAUUCAUUGUAAGUAGUCAUUUGACUAACCACAAACACAUUCAUACAGGUGAAAAGCCAUAUCACUGUAACAUCUGUGGAUUUAAGUACUCACAUACGUACUCAUACAGGAGAGAAACCAUACCACUGUGUCAUCUGUGGUAAAUCCUUCUCUCACAGAAAUGCUUUAACUAUUCAUAAACGAAUUCAUACAGGAGAGAGGCCAUAUCACUGCAUUAUCUGUGGUAAAUCAUUCUCAGUAAGUAGUGAUUUAACUAGACACAAACGCAUUCAUACAGGAGAAAAGCCCUAUCACUGUGACAUCUGUGAUAAAUCUUUCUCUGGAAGAGGUCAUUUAACCACUCAUAAAUAUAUUCAUACUGGAGAGAAGCCAUAUCUCUGUGAUAUCUGUGGUAAAUCAUUUACUCACAGUGGUGACUUAACCACUCACAAACGCAUUCAUACUGGAGAGAAACCGUAUCAUUGUGAUAUUUGUGGUAAAUCAUUCUCUCGUCAUAGUCAAUUAACUAUUCACAAACGCAUACACACAGGAGAAAAGCCAUAUCACUGUGAUAUCUGUGGCAAAUCAUUAUCUGACCCAGGUAACUUAACUAGUCACAAACGUAUUCAUACAGGAGAAAAGCCAUAUCUCUGUGAUAUUUGUGGUAAAUCAUUUUUGGAAGUGGUGACUUAACUACUCACAAACGCAUUCAUACAGGAGAGAAACCAUAUCACUGUGAUGUCUGUGGUAAAUCAUUUUCUCAGAAACGUCAUUUAACUACACAUGUAUUUAUUCAUACAGAAGAAUAACUGCCAAUGGAGGAAGAUAUGCUAUAAAAAAUACCUAACCAUAAAUAUAUUUGCAGAGGAAAAUAGACAAACCUAUCAAUGAAAACUAUAUUUUAUUUAACUACAGCUAUGUACAUUCAUGAGAUAACUUAUUGCUUUGAUAGUUUUUGGUAAUAAUAUCGUUUCAGAAUAUAUAAGAUAACAUAGUACAUGAGGGGAGGUAAGAUGUAUUUGGUCUAUUGUAUGUAACUGAGAAAUGUAUUCUCAUAAAUCAGGCAUUACAUCACUGUGUAAUUUUGUUAGUAAUAAAUAUACAAGUGAUAGAAGAAAACAUUUUAUCACAUUAUAUAAGAUAUA